Molecule: messenger RNA, 1854 nt
Organism: Paramecium tetraurelia
Lineage: Eukaryota; Ciliophora; Oligohymenophorea; Peniculida; Parameciidae
Exons: 4
Cellular component (GO): ribonucleoprotein complex; nucleus; cytoplasm
Molecular function (GO): ATP binding; RNA helicase activity; RNA binding
Source: RefSeq, a predicted model, not a curated record
AUGGAUGAUAUUAAAUAAUUUAAAUUAUUAAAAUAAUGCCAAGACACUCUUCCAGCUCAAGUAGAAGCCAUAGAAGUAAAUACCCUUUAUAUUAAUUCUACCCUAGAGAAGCAUAGUAAAAAGCACCGAAGACAUUCAAGUUCUUCUUCUUCGUCGUCGGAUUCCUCCUCAGAGCGUCAUCAUUCCAGGAGAAAAAGAACCCAUCACCACCGUCGUUCAAGGUCUCCUCGCCCACGUUCUUCGAGUCCUAUCAAGAAGGUGUUAAUCAAUGUAAGCAUUCCAAUCCUAUAUUAGAAGCCCAUUUAAUCCAUAUCAAGCGUAGAGUCAAUCAAAGAAUAUAGGGCCUAACACAAUAUCUUCAUUCGUUCACAACAUGUAACUGUCCCAGAUCCUAUCAUGAGAUUUGAGGACGUUUAAUGUUUCCCACAGAUGUUGAUGGACUUACUGUUGAAGGCCGGUUUCAAAGGACCCACUGCCAUUUAAGCCCAAGGAUGGUCGAUUGCACUAACUGGACAUGACCUCAUUGGAAUAGCGCAGACGGGUUCUGGCAAAACUCUAGCCUUCCUUUUACCAGCGAUCGUCCACAUUUUGGCAUAAGCUAGAUCCCAUGAUCCCAAAUGUUUGAUAUUGGCUCCUACAAGAGAAUUGACAUUACAAAUAUAUGAUCAAUUUUAAAAGUUCUCUGUGGGAUCUUAGCUUUAUGCAGCAUGCCUUUAUGGAGGACAAGAUCGCUACAUAUAGAAGAGCCAAUUACGUAAAGGCCCUUAAAUUUUGAUUGCUUGUCCAGGUCGUUUGAUAGAUCUAUUGGAUUAGGGUUGUACCACCCUCAAAUAGGUUAGCUUCCUCGUUCUCGACGAGGCUGAUCGUAUGCUCGACAUGGGUUUCGAACCACAGAUUCGUAAGAUUGUUGAUCAGAUCCGUCCCCAAAGAUAAACUAUGCUUUUUUCUGCAACUUGGCCAAAGGAGGUGCAAAAGUUAGCACUUGACUUUUGCAAACAAGAGCCAGUCCACAUUCAAAUAGGAAAUGUGGAACUAACAUCUAAUAGAAUGAUCAAGCAAAUAGUCUACGUGAUGAAAGCAAUAGAUAAAAAUUAAAGGUAUAAUCAAACUAUUGAUGGUGCAAAUAUUUAUACAAGAUCAUCAAUAUCUUUGUUGCUCUAUUUGUUGAAGGACAUAGCACAUAAAAAAAUAUUAAUCUUUUGUUCCACAAAGAAGGGAUGUGACUAACUUCAAAAGACUCUAGACAGAGAAGGAAUUCGAUGUCUCGCAUUACAUGGAGAUAAGAAGCAAACGGAGAGAGAUUAUGUUAUGAGUCAUUUCAGAAAUGGAAGAUCGACUGCCCUUAUUGCAACUGAUGUGGCAUCAAGAGGAUUAGACAUUAAAGACAUAGAAGUUGUUGUCAAUUACGACAUGCCAAAAGUAAUUGAGGAUUAUGUCCACAGAAUCGGAAGAACUGGUCGUGCUGGAGCUAUUGGCUAAUCAAUUUCAUUCUUUGCUUCUGAUGAAGAUGUCAGAAUGGCCAAAGAUCUAGUUGAAAUACUUAGGGAAUCCUAAAAUGAUAUUCCUUAUGAAUUAAGAAGUUUGAUAGAUCAAAAUACCAAAGGAAAUAAUUACAAUCCUUAUAGAAGAUGGAAUAAUUCAGGAUAGAGACACAUGCCAUAGCCUUUCAUGUAACAUCAGCAUUAAAAUUAAAAUUCAAAUUAAAAUCAACAUCAGCAUCAACAUUAACAUUAACCAUCUCAAUACCCAUCCUAAUGGUAAUUUUAAGCAUUCAAUCCCCAAAUACUUUAGUCAAUAAAUCCAUAUCAAAUUUGAUGUUUCAUAAAUCCAUAUUAUAUAAAUUAUUAUUUAGUU